CGUUCCCCGCUUGAGGCUCCCUGUGCCGGUGGCAGCCGGUACUUCUUUUUGUCGUGGUCCGACGAAGAGCGGCUCUUCUUGCACCAACUGCACCGUCGAUACGCGUCUGCCGGGGUUCACUCCAUGCAAGAGAACGCCGUCUCACGGGGCAAUCGCGACAACCGCAGCCAGUGGCCGCUGUGGCACUUUCUGGCCCUCGAGUUGCGAUCCUCACUUCAUCGGUCAGUGUCACCCAAGCAAAUCGAGCAGUUCUUCAGAGAAGUGGACGGUGGAGGCGCGGGGCACGACAAACUGGACUCCUUGCUGUUUCCAAGGGAUUCCCCUACGUCCACGUCGGACGACGGAACCGCGGCGGACAUAUGCGAAACGAAAGAUUGCGUCCCUCCCAACGAAGGAUGGGCAGAGACGGAAGUGGACGCGCCUCAAUCCCAGGAAUGCAGCGAGAAGCAGGCCUCAGACGCAGGCCGCGUCGUUGGAAUGACCGAGAGCCCUUCAGCCGAAGUGACUCUUGUGUCCAAAGACGGCCGACUCGAAUCGGAUGGCGCGGUUGAUGCAGUGCCCGUGCCAAUCAACACCGACAUGCUUCCUGCGGCAGAUCCGACGGAUUCGGCGUCCGUAUUUCCAGAGAGCGACGCACUCGAUGACCUCUGGGCGCUGUUCGGCGAAGACCCCGUCGUGGACAACGAAAGCACUGGCGACGACGUAGCGCUAACGCGGCGUCGAGCGCCGGCCUGCGACGUGUACGACGUUGCUGGCGGCGAUCGUGAAGAAGGUGCCGCUGGUUCGCCGGUGUUCCACGACGGGGCUGCGACGGAGCCGGCGUUUGGCGAUCGUCCGCACUCCGACGCCUGCGAGAAUGGCUACUCAACAGACGACGAUACUCAAUGGUCAGCGUUGGACAGCGAAUUCGCUGCGAAUAGCGUGGACAAAGAAACGCAAUGCGAAUUCCAUGCUGAUUUUAUGUCCGAGUUGCUUAGCGCUGAAACCGCGCUGCGCAUGGAAGUGGUUCGACUGGGCAUACAGUUGCGUAAAAUGCAGGUGCAUACGGAGUAACCUAGUGGGUGCUUUCGCUGUGGCAAAGCCACAUGCUUGGCGCGCUCUGUCAAGACGCUCGUAAGCAACUCCGCGCUAUGCGUGAUCUAUAUGCGUGCGAUUUGCGUGCGAUGUGCGAUUUUCGAACCGGCAGAAUUGAAUGUGUUCUCGUGUCUUCUCUGUUGUAUCUCCGUCGUAAAUAAAUUCGACGAAUACUCGAAUUUCUUGCGGGU
Messenger RNA from Dermacentor silvarum, 1265 nucleotides. RefSeq lists its product as uncharacterized. The transcript is spliced from 2 exons. Lineage: Eukaryota; Metazoa; Arthropoda; Arachnida; Ixodida; Ixodidae. Bases 124 to 1053 code for a protein of 309 amino acids. The record is from RefSeq and is a predicted model, not a curated record.